AUGGAUAUUCUCCUUUUGUAUGUUGAUGAUAUGGUUAUCACAGUUGACGAUUUAGAAGGAAUUACUGCUCUUAAACUUCAUCUCAGUUCGUGUUUUGAAAUGAAAGACUUAGGUCUUUUAAGGUAUUUUCUUGGUAUAGAGGUUGAGAAAUCAUCUGAUGGUUAUUUCAUCUCACAAGUGAAGUAUGCCUCCGACAUUCUUCAGCGUGAUGGGUUAACAGAUAGUAAAACUGCAGAUACACCUCUUGAACUAAAUGUGAAGCUCAAUCCCUUUGAAGGAAAAGCUUUAGCCAAUCAUACAUUAUAUCGUCAGCUUGUGGGAAGUCUUAAUUAUCUAACCAUCACAAGACCAAAUAUCAGUCAUGCAGUUCAUGUAGUUAGUCAGUUUAUGUCAGCUCCAAGGUCCACACAUUAUGCUGUAGUACUUCGGAUAUUACGUUAUAUCAAAGGCACCUUGUAUCAAGGUAUAAAGUUCUCAUCUACUUCUGAUCUUUGUCUUCAUGCAUAUUCAGAUUCAGAUUGGGCUGGUGACAUCACAUAUAGACGCUCAACCACAGGAUACUGUGUAUUUCUAGGCAACUCUUUGAUCUCUUGGCGCAGUAAUAAACAAAGUAUAGUUUCUCGGUCUAGUGCAGAGGCUGAGUAUCGAGCUCUUGCUCAUACAACUUCUGAAAUUGUUUGGUUAAGAUGGCUUCUUGAAGAUAUGGGAGUUCACUUAUCAGAACCUACUCCAUUGUGUUGUGACAAUAAGGCCGCUAUUCGCAUUGCUCAUAAUGACGUGUUUCAUGAACGUAGGAAGCAUAUUGAGAUAGAUUGUCACUUUGUAAGACAUCACUUCAAGCAACAAACUAUUGUCUUACCAUUUGUUCGCUCGAAAUUGCAACUCGCUGAUUUAUUCACCAAAACAUUGACCUCAGCUCGUCUAAGGUUCUUAAUUUCCAAACUCAACAUGUGUGUUGCACUAUCUUGA
Messenger RNA from Papaver somniferum (opium poppy), 969 nucleotides. RefSeq lists its product as uncharacterized. The transcript has a single exon. NCBI's taxonomy places the organism in Eukaryota, Viridiplantae, Streptophyta, Magnoliopsida, Ranunculales, Papaveraceae. The record is from RefSeq and is a predicted model, not a curated record. Bases 1 to 969 code for a protein of 322 amino acids.